CCUUGCCCAUCUUGACGAACUACUACCAAACAACAAAUCAAACGCACACAAGGUUCCUACAACCAAGGUAUUAAAGUUUGACAAAGUUGGCAACAGCACCUUCACAACAAUUCAACUAGCAAAAACAAAAAACCACAAAACAGCGAAUCGAGUAUCUCUAAUCAUCAAUCCAACUAAUGAUCCUCUUUGCCCGAUCUGCUACGCUAAAGAUAACAUGAUGUUAUUUGCAAAACUGGACAGAACUUGGGCCACAAAACAAUGGUUUAUAGCCAAACUAAAACAACUCAUUCUUCAUGAAUACGUAGCUGGUCAUAGCCUCCGAGCAGGAGAUACCACUGAAUUAGUUAUAAGGGGCGUUCAGUUAGUUCUUAUUCAAAAAAUUGGCAGAUAG
Messenger RNA from Racocetra persica, 391 nucleotides. The record is from the annotation of a GenBank genome assembly. NCBI's taxonomy places the organism in Eukaryota, Fungi, Glomeromycota, Glomeromycetes, Diversisporales, Gigasporaceae.